Molecule: messenger RNA, 1634 nt
Organism: Pterocles gutturalis (yellow-throated sandgrouse)
Lineage: Eukaryota; Metazoa; Chordata; Aves; Pterocliformes; Pteroclidae
Gene: WDR36
Product: WD repeat domain 36
Exons: 15
Biological process (GO): rRNA processing
Cellular component (GO): small-subunit processome; Pwp2p-containing subcomplex of 90S preribosome
Molecular function (GO): protein binding
Source: RefSeq, a predicted model, not a curated record
AAGCUUGGUAUUGUUGCUGUGAGUAAUGCUUUGCCACAAGACAUUACAUGUUUGUCAGCAGACCGCAUGUUGAUAUUUGCUUCAUAUGACAAUAUUCUCCAUGCUUUCGCCAGGAACAAAGAGGUGGUUCAUACCUAUGAAGGUCACAAGGCAAGGAUACACCUUCUGCAGCCUUUUGGUGAUCAUGUCAUCUCUGUGGAUGUUAAUAAUGUUCUUAUUGUUUGGAAUAUACAGUCAGAAGAGGAGUAUCUUCAGGUGGACUUCAAUAAGGCCACUUUUGCAGUUUCUGCAGUUCUGCAUCCCAGCACGUAUUUGAAUAAAAUUCUCCUUGGGAGUGAACAAGGGAGCUUGCAGCUGUGGAAUAUAAGAUCCAACAAACUCUUAUACUCGUUUCCAGGCUGGCACUCAGCGGUCACAACCCUUGAACAAGCCCCAGCAGUGGAUGUUGUUGCAGUCGGUCUUGUCUCUGGUCAUAUCAUCGUACAUAAUAUUAAAUUUGAUGAAACUCUGAUGAAAUUUCAACAAGACUGGGGUCCCAUCACAGCAAUAUCUUUUCGUACAGAUGGACACCCAGUAAUGGCAGCUGGUAGCCCAGUUGGACACAUUGCUUUGUGGGAUCUAGAAGAGAAGAAACUAAUGUGUCAAAUGCAAGAUGCCCAUUCCACAGCAAUAGCUGGUAUGUCGUUUGUCCCUGGAGAACCACUUCUUAUUACUAAUGGUGCUGAUAACGCUAUACGGGUGUGGAUUUUUGAUGGACCUGGUGGUACAGGACGUGUAUUGAGAAGCCGGAUGGGACAUAGUGCACCACCAACUAAAAUCAGAUAUUAUGGGCAAAAUGGAGAGCAAAUUCUUAGUGCAGGUCAAGAUGGAACAUUGCAGUCUUUUUCAACAGUGCAUGAAAAGUUCAAUAAAAGUUUAGGACGUGGUUCAAUUAACAAAAAGAAGUCAAAAAAGAAAGGUCUUAAGCUUGAUACGAUGGCACUUCCACCAAUUACAGUCUUUGCUUCAGAAGUGGCACAUCAGAGUGACUGGGAUAAUAUUGUUGCCUGCCAUCAAGGGUAUAUAACUUGUACAACCUGGAACUAUCAGAAAACUUCCAUGGGAGCUCAUAAACUGAGGCCAGGAGAGUUUAGCAAACACAAACCUGUUGAUAUAUAUGCAACAGCAGUUGACAUUACCUCAUGUGGGAAUUUUGCUGUAAUUGGGCUGUCAAAUGGACAGGUAGAUGUGUAUAACAUACAGUCUGGCAUUCACAGAGGACAUUAUGGCAAAGAAAAAGCACAUGAGGGGGCCAUUAGAGGGGUGGCAGUGGAUGGAUUGAACCAGCUGAUAAUCACAGGUGGUAGUGAAGGAUUAAUUAAAUUUUGGAAAUUCAAAACUAAAGAGCUAGUUUACUCCACUGAGCUUUCUUCUUCUCCAAGUGGAAUUCUGCUUCACAGAGACAGUGGUAUUCUGGGAAUCGCCUUUGAUGACUUCAGUAUUAGUGUUUUGGAUAUAGAAACCAGGAAGAUUGUCAGGACAUUCUCAGGACACCAUGGACGAAUUAAUGACAUGACUUUGAGUCCUGAUGGUCGUUGGCUAAUAACUUCAUCAAUGGACUGUACCAUUAAAACUUGGGACCUUCCCUCUGGAUG